UCACUUGCCCAACUAUUUCGAGGCGUGCACCAGUGGCGAGCGAGGGGAGGUGAUCGGCUACGAGCGGGCGCUGCGGCUCCUCCUCGCGAUUUUUGAUUCCCUGAAGUACAACUACCGCGACUCGCUGGAGUGCAUUGUGUAUGUGCACCUGAUGGACAUUGUCCACUGGGCCAUGCACUGCACACACUCGAAGUUGUUUGAAGCCACUCAAUUCUAUUUGGAAGAAAUGACCAACUACAGUAGCUGUGCCAGCAGCGCUUCGACGGUCGUGGGGGAGGAUGUAGGUCCACUCGACGAAAAUGGAAAUGCUAGUACAUCAGAUGAAGCUCUUCGUCUCGCGAACGAAGAACGAGCUGCAGAAGCAGGGUUUUUAUCAGCAUGCGCUACCUCAGCUGAAGAUGUCGUAGAUGUUGAACUACAAAGGCACGAGAGUUUUGACAAGACGGGGGAUCAUCCCUCCUCGAGCAGUAGUACUGGGAUCGAGUUGCUCAUUCGGGUGGACAAGAUCCGCACCGAGCAGGUGUACGAGCGAAGGAAAGAGAAGAAGGGGGUGCCGAACAUGCACAUUCUUCUUCAGGACGUGGACUUCUCGCGCUGUUGCGAGUACUCGAGCAAACCCACCGCGGUGCUUGCGCCGCAGGUCUCGGCGCUUGAACAGGGCGGGUAUGACGAGGAUGGAGGCGGAAAUGUAAAUGAGAAAAGAAGCCCAACAACAACUUCUGAGGGCGGCGAAAUGGUGAGGGCGCCGGGAGGACCAGGUAGCGUGGUAACGAAACAGAAAAGCAUUACCGAAAGUGCGAAAUUAUCCGUUUCAGGUGCGGCUGGUGGAAACAACGGCAACAACAAGAUCGCGAAGCAGCUGUCCAUAUGGAUUGCAAAAGUAUCGUACUCGUAUAUUAAAUGCAUUACAUCAUGAGAAAUGAAAUUUGUAAUGCUGAUUUACCUCAAGAAGCAUAAUGCAUGAUUGCAAUACGAGUACGAUGCUUUUGCAUUGCAUAGUCCACGUGCCGCUUUCACCCGGCGCGGCGGCAGUUCGCAAACAACUUCGCCGCCUAUUUGCACAAAAUCAAGGACCUUUACGGCCUGCACGUGACUACUUCCUGCUACAACUUUUGGAAGCAGCAGACUUUUAUCAAAUGCAAAAAUGUCUGGGUCAGGAUCUGGAAGUAGAAUGCAAGUUUGUCAUGCUUGCCUGGCAUGACUCGACAAUCUGUGUUGCAUAGGCACGAAAAAGCCCUCUUGCCUGUCAUGGAAAAAUGCAGUUUGCCAUGCGGAGUACGUAAGACAUAGUAGCCAAAAAAUUUGUCAUGCAUAGCUGCGCACUGCAGUGCCUCUAUCAUUCACUUUUAGCACUACAAGUUUCCACUUCCAGACCCAGACAUUUUUGCAAUCCAUAACUUUCAAGAACGGCGGCGCGAAGGUGAUUCCGGCUUUUUCCUACGCGAGCCGGUAUCAUGAUCAAAAACGUCCCCACACCAGAAUCAAGAUGGGAAAUCUGCUAGACAAAUCACACAGCUUUGGUUGUUUGGCAUGACAAGUUUGUCCUCGUAGUGAGAUCCUGUUUCGCUAGCUCAGAAGCAUCACAGAUCUAGCACAGCAUGCUGAUCCUAGCAUCACAAAUCCCAAAACACGAAAAGCAAAUGCCUCUCAUAGGGCUCCGCAUGAGAAACCUUUUUGGCAUGCAGAAUUGCACGACAGCUCUGGAGUGGAGAUGUUUUCACACGGGAUAGCCGCACCUGCGUGUUCUUCUUCGACGAUAAUCUGGAAUUUUUUGAAGAGGAAGUUAUAGCCACGGGCGGGAACAAUGUUCAUCCUGGCAAUCGUAGCAGCAGUACUACUAAUGUAGGCACGUCGGCCGCAACUAGUACAGCAGCAGACGACAAGAACCUUCAAGGAGUAGAACAGGGCUUGAAAACAUCCAGUCAGAAGUCGGUGACCAAAACACCUACUUUGGGUAUUACCAAGAUCAAAUCCCGAAGAGCAGCAGCAGCGUCCUCAGCCCGGACCUCUGCAGGCGAGGGAGGAGAGAACAAUAUCAAUGCGUCGGGAAAUAUCGGAAAUUAUGCUGGCGGCGUCUACGACGCUUCCUGUAGUAGGUCCUCGCAACUCUUACCCGAGCCGCAGCUGAGUACGGAGUUUCUGCCCGGGAUUUUGAACUUGCGGGACGUGUCCGGGCGGUUUGUUGAUUUUUCGAUCGGGAAAAACGGGUUCGAGGAGGUUUCGAGCUGUGUGUAUGAGGACGGUUACAGUAGCACCAGUAGCAAAAUAAACCCGAUGAACAACGACGACCGCCCGGCGGGGGAUCAAGUAGCCGCAAACUCCGCGACAUCUUCAACGCGCGAGACCACGUGCUCGCCGAUCCUGUACAGUAAGGAGUACAAUGUGGUGCUGUGCAAGGUCUGCAUCUUGGAUGCCAUGACCGAUGACGAGUUUUUCACGCGCAUCAUCGAGCGGUUUUCGCGGCCCAAGGAACGCAUCAUGAUCUUCAUGGACGUCAACUCGACCAUCGUGUUCGGCGACCUGAUGAGCGGGAAAGACCCAGACUUCGUGCUGCUCUCCACGCUGUUUGAAGCGAUCAUUCUGCAUAUUGCGAGGAAAAAUCCCACCUCCCCAUAUUGAAAAGGACAUUUGUGAUGCUGGAUUUGCGUACACAAAUCGACUUGUAUUGCUAGAAGGCCAAGAGACGCAGUUUGUUGUGGCCUGAAUUGCAGGCAAUUUGUCAUGCUGUCUCGCACCACUCCCAGUUGCCUCCUGUCAUGCUGAAGAUGCAAGGCUUUGUUCCCACGCCAGCCAGCACUACAGUGUCUACAUCUUUUGCCUUCUAGCAUGACAACGCGAUAAUUUGUGGUAGCAAAUCACGCUACACAAGUCUCCGUUUUAGUAUGGAGAGGGGGGAUUUUUCAUUUUGAUACUGCAGCCCAAGGAAACGUUCGUGUUCGACUACGACCCAAACAAGAACUACGAAUCGAGUGGUUAUCGCGCUAAAAAAGUGUCACAGUUACACUUUGUGUUGCAUUCCAAGCAAGACAGACAAGCUCUGUCAUGCCGAAUAUGCAUAGCAGCCUCGUUUCAUAGGUGUUUUCCCGUAGGAUUUCUGCAUUGCAAGUUUUCUUCCUCAUGCGCAGAAAUUUGUGCUGCUGAAUUGACAACAGAUGUGUAACUGUAACACGUUUUUCUUUGCAUGCUGGUGGUGGUGUCAGUUCUUUUAGCGCCGGCACGGGAACUAGCACAGCGACUACUUCUUCUAGCGGAAGACGUAAGGACUAUCCCGCGGCAACACCAACCGCCGCGCCGAGCGGAGUUGCUGCAUCAUCAUCAACCACCAGUUCUUGCGAGUGCCAGAAGGGGAGGCAGAUAGCGCUGAAAAAGCUGGUGAAGAAUUUCCUAUUGCAAAACGACCGGGAAGCCUACAAAAAAUUUUGGAAACCGGAGAACUGCAAGAAGCUGCUGCAGUACUGUACAACUUGCUCAAGCGUUACAAUCUCAAACCACGUUACAAUAGAAUCUGGAAUUUGUGUUGCAUGAUGGUCAUGACAGACUCGCAUAGCGUUCCACCUUUUGCAAUACAAAUUUCGUCAGAUUGUAGUGGGGUUUGGGGCUCCGGAACGUGUCAUGCGCAAUCUUACGUGAGUUGGCUAGAUCAUGCACUCUUGCAUCAGAGAUUUCGACAUUCUAUUGUAACGUUUGAGACUGUAAUGUUUAAGCAGGUCAUAUACUGCUUGCUGAAGGGAAACAUCAAGAUUUACGGGAAAACCAUGACCAAAAUCGAGGAUUUUGACCUGCUCUACCACGAGUACGCACUGCUGCUGAAGCGAACGAAGGGCGGGAUAGUCCGGAGCUGGUUUGAGCUCUACCGGAAGUACCACGAAAACUCGCUGAUUAUGAUCAACACCUUCGGCGUGGACAGCCGGAAAGUCAUUCACGAAACGGUCACUGAGUCGGAGAGCGACGUGCAAAUGUUUUCCGUGAACUACGACCAGUGGUCGGACCGCGACAAGAAGAAAUUCCAGGAACAGUACACCCCGACCGUGGUGCCGCUGGGCCGAGGCAGCUCCGUGCGCGGCUCGGAAACGAGUACGACCGCAAUGACGAACAAAACCGGCCAGGCGGGCAAUUCUGCCAGGACCACCGCCGGUGGUUUGUUCGGGAAAACGAAAAGCGCGUUUAGCGAAUGCAAACAUUUCUGGGUCUGGGAGAUUGCGAUAUUUGAGAUGCUAGCCUGGCAUGAGUCUGAACUCUGUAUUGCGUGGCCGCAAUGAGCUCCUCUUACCUGUCAUGCAAAAACGCUGCUUCUCACGCGGAGUACGCAACUGAGAACCAUGGUGGAAAAAGUUGUCCUGCUUGGCAGCGCAUGAAACAGUGCGCUCCCUAUUCUCUGCCUUGCAUCACAAGUUCCCAGAGCCAGACAUAUCUGCAAUGCAUAGCGUUUAUCAAGGAGCAACUGAACAAUCAUGUGGACAUCGACAAGUCGCGGGAUAUCAAAACAUUAUUGGAGGAGCAAAAGGACGAGCUAGUGCAGAAGGGAGCGCCUUGUAUUUCUCCUAAUAUGCCGGGUGGAAAACUAGCGCAAAACGUGUUCUACAUGGAGAAGAAAGAGAACUUAAGAAGUUCGAACCGGUUCCGCGAACAUCAAGUUGAGGAAUCUUGUACAACUUCCAAGCGCAAAGAGGAGGAGUCGCCGGGGAUAAGAAUUUUAGACGGUAGCUUCUUGCAAUUUGUGCAACUGUCAACGAGAACGACAUCUGCAACUCGAAAGAACGACGAAACUAACAUUGAAGAUUCGGAAACGAAAGAACUUCAGCUGCGAUUCGACUACGGGAAGAUUUUACAAAACAAGCCCUUCAGAUUCCGCGACAAGGAGUUGAGAAAAGCCGAGAAGGAGGCGAAUGUUUCGCUCGUUCAGGCGUUCAAGGUCGUCUUUGGAGAACUAGGAUCUAGUACUGCGGAAGAAGUACCGGCGGAAAAGAUCAUAACGGGGAAAAACAAGAAGAACAAAAAAUCUCCAGCGAACGAAGAAGCAGCAAGCGAGUACAAAGAGGGCAGUACAUCAACAGGAGGCGCACACGACACUACUUAUUUCGACCGAGCAACGCUGAGUUCCAUUGUGAAGGACGCGGAGCUUGCGUUUCUGCAAGUAUCAGAUGCAAAUAUGUCUGGGUCUGGAAACUUGUGAUGCUGGGUGGCGUCUCAUGAUGAGGCUACAAAUGCUGGCUCAGCAUGACAAGUUUCUGAGCUCCUAGGUGUUGCCUAUUCUGCAUGACAAGCUGCGCUUCUGCAUCACAGAAAAACGGAGCUCUUGGGUAACGUGCAUGACAGAUUUAAGAGUCAUGCCAGACAAGCAUGACAAACAUGGAUUCUUCCAGACCCAGACACUUUUACAGUUGAUAGCAAGAUCAUUUGAACAAUCGCGGAAAUAUUGCCGAUAGUGGUGUUGGCGAUCAGAUGGAUCAUCAUGGCUUUGAAUCGUCCGGGUUAUAUCAAACAGGUCAUCCCACUUCAGCCCUUCCGCCCCUGCAUUUCCCUGCCGGUGUUUGUUCCAAGGUGUCCUUUAAAAGCAAAGCAGGGACAACAGCAGCACUUUCCGGGCGCGCGACGGCGGGUCCCGCUACUGAGAUGAUGAUGCCCUGCUACGACUACCUUGCGGCCGCAAAUUCAGCAAGCGAAGAGCUUCUCGUGCUACCGCAGCUUCUGCGGGACAUUUGCGGUGAAGCAGCCGCGUCUGGUUCUUGUGCACCUUCAUACAACUCGUGGUCGGGUGAAGAUAAGACGAACAGUGCCUCCGGCACCAAAGCAGCAGCUCGAGAAGACGAGCCGCAGCAGCUUUUUUUCCAGUUUUUGCAGAAAAUGCUGCAGAAAAAGAAGGAAACCGAACUGAAAACCCGUGUGACCGACCUGGAAGCAAAACUUGCGCAGAAAAAACAGGAGAAGGCCAUGCUAGCCGAGAUGGAAGAGUUUAUCCUGAGUAAAAACAUCCCCACCCCAGAGUCAACAUGGGGAUUUUGCAACACAAACCUAGAACUUUUGGAGGUCACGCAUCAGAAGUUGCGGUACGCAGUGUAG
This is a messenger RNA of Amoebophrya sp. A120, 6060 nucleotides long. Lineage: Eukaryota; Dinophyceae; Syndiniales; Amoebophryaceae. The record is from the annotation of a GenBank genome assembly.